AAUGAAACAGCAGAACAGAAAAACGAGAGGACUGUUUUCGUUGGUAACAUUCCUGCAGAAGCAGCCAAGAGUAAACCACUUAGCAAAAAGCUCGUCAGACAUUUGAUGGAAAUUUCAGACUUACCACCAACUGCAAAAUACGACAGCAUUCGCUUCAGAUCUGUCGCAUUUAGUGUUCCAACUUCCGCAUCUGCAAAAUCAAACGCCGACAAUAAGCGUUAUCAGACACCAAAACAGAAACGUAAAGUUGCAUUCAUCAAGCAAGACUUACACCCUGAUGCUGCAUCCGUCAACGCCUACGUCGUAUUCGGUUAUAGGAGAUCGAACGACGUUGUAUUGCUUAAUAACAAAGACAAAGAUAUUCCACCAUCGGAAGUAGCCCAGAAAGUUGUAGAUGCUGCAAAUGGAAGCACAUUCGAAGGCAGAAUAUUGCGUGUCGAUAGAGUUCUCAACGUCGAUAAGACAGGUACGAGAUGGCACAUCGACAAGGAUAUGGCCAAGCGUACUCUUUAUGUUGGUAGACUCGACUUCGGCCAGAAAGACAACGAGCUGGGUGAAUUCAUAGAGAAGCUUCUCAACGAAGAGAAGGGUACAUAUAAAUCCAAAGACGCCGAUGAUAAAGCCAAAUCAUGGGUGAGAGGCGUAAGAAUUGUACGUGAUCCAGACACACAAUUGGGCAAGGGUUUUGGAUAUGUUCAUUUGGCAGACAACGACUGUGUGGAAGAACUUCUAUUACUCCCAGAUGAACGCAGAAGGUUGAACAAGCGUACACUCAGAUUUGCGAAAUCCAAGGCAUCAGGCAAGCAAAAGCCACAAGAAGAUGCCAAAGAAGCCGAAAAGAAGGAUAAAAAGGACGCUAAGAAGAGUGUAACUGCAAAACCAGGAAAGAUCGUCAAGGGUGAUCCAAAUCUCGGUGACAAACUCGCAGACAUGACGAAAGAAGCGCGCAAGAAAACGAAAGCUGUAGACGCAGUCAGACAAGCGCGUAGAUUAGCCAAAAAGCAACAAGCUGUAUCAAAGAAGCAAACAGAUGAUAAGGUAAAGCUCACGAAGACACGUAAGAAGCCAACAGACAAGAAGCCAGCGAAGAACGCGAAGAAGACCAAGAAA
Molecule: messenger RNA, 1110 nt
Organism: Wallemia mellicola CBS 633.66
Lineage: Eukaryota; Fungi; Basidiomycota; Wallemiomycetes; Wallemiales; Wallemiaceae
Exons: 2
Molecular function (GO): RNA binding
Source: RefSeq, a predicted model, not a curated record